AUAUCACACCAACUGACUGGUUCUUCUGAUGUUGUUCACACAGGAGACCAUGUUGAGACAUUCUCCACAUCCAGUGAGCAAGAGCAGGAAGAUCAGAGAGCCAAGAGGUCUCAUCACUGCCCACAUUGUGAAGAGAUUUUCCCAUUUCUAUCAAGGCUAAAAAUACACCUACAAAUUCACGCAGGAGAGAAGCCAUACGUCUGCUCUGAAUGUGGAAAAUGUUUUAAAACAUCAAAUGUGCUAAAGGUUCAUCAGAGAACACACACAGGAGAGAAGCUUUAUUCCUGCUCUGACUGUGGAAAAUAUUUUAAAACAUCAAAUGAGCUAAAAGUUCACCAGAGAACACACACAGGAGAGAAGCCUUUUGUCUGCUCUGAAUGUGGAAAAUGUUUUAAAACAUCAAAUGUGCUAAAGGUUCAUCAGAGAACACACACAGGAGAGAAGCCUUUCUUCUGCCCUGACUGUGGAACUAGUUUCUCUCAACUUUCCCACUUAAAAGCACAUGAGCGUAUACAUACAGGGGAGAAGCCAUACUCCUGCUCUGACUGUGGGAAAUGUUUUAAAACAUCAAAUGUGCUAAAGGUUCACCAGAGAACACACACAGGAGAGAAGCCUUUCUUCUGCCCUGACUGUGGAACUAGUUUCUCUCAACUUUCCCACUUAAAAGCACAUGAACGUAUACAUACAGGUGAAAAGCCUUACAUCUGCUCUGACUGUGGGGCGAGUUUCUCUCAUCUGGGCACCUUAAAAACACACCAACGUAUACACACGGGAGAGAAGCCUUACUCCUGUUCUGACUGUGGAAAAUGCUUCACAACGUCAACUGAUCUAAAGGUUCAUCAGAGAACACACACAGGAGAGAAGCCUUAUUCCUGCUCUGACUGUGGAAAAUGUUUUAAAACAUCAAAAGAGCUAAAAGUUCAUCAGAGAACACACACAGGAGAGAAGCCUUACUCCUGCUCUGACUGUAGAAAAUGCUUCAUAACAUCAACUGAUCUAAAAUUUCAUCAGAGAACACACACAGGAGAGAAGCCUUAUUCCUGCUCUGACUGUGGAAAAAGUUUUAAAACAUCAAAUAAGCUUAAAGUUCACCAGAGAACACACACAGGAGAGAAGCCUUACGUCUGCUCUGACUGUGGAACUAGUUUCUCGCAACUUUCCAACUUAAAAUCACAUGAACGUAUACAUACAGGGGAGAAGCCAUACUCCUGCUCUGACUGUGGAAAAUGCUUCAAAACAUCUACUAAUCUAAAAGUUAAUCAGAGAACAUGUGCAGGAGAAAAGUCUUACUCCUGUUCUGACUGUGGGGUGAGUUUCUCUUGACUGGAUAUCUAAAAAACACACCAACAUAUAUACACACAGGAUAGAAGUCUUACUCCUUCUCUGUGGAAGGGUGGGCAUGUAACUCAAACUUCUAGCCAAAGGCUGCUGUGUUUAGAACCUCAUCAAGGUUAACUGUAGCAUUUUAGCUAAUUAGCAACUUUGCAAAUACUUACAACUAUUUAGCUAUUACUUAGCAUGUUAGCUUAGUAUGCAACUACUUAGUAUGUUAGCUAACCUUUCCCCUAAAACCAUGUAACCCCUCACCCCUUACCUUGCUAACAUUAGCAACAACAAAUUGGAAUUCGUAACAUAUUGUAUGAAUAGCAAUGCGUAAAAUAACAUAUGAAUUGUAAUUCUUAACAUACGAUACAUCCAACAAGUUGUAUUAUACUGAACAACAAUCUAAACGCAACAAUUUCAAAUAUUUAUAUUUCGUAUAAGAAAAUCAGUCAUUUUAAAUAAACGAGGCCCUAAUCUAUGGAUAUCACAUGACUGGGCAGGGGCUCAGCCAUGGGUGGGACUUGGGAGGCCAUCGGCCCACUUGGGAGCCAGGCCCCGCCAAUCAGCAUGAGUUUAUCCCCACAAAAGGUCUUUAUUACAGACAGAAAUACUACUCAGCCCCCUCCCAGACAAUCCUGCAGGUGAAGAGGUACUGGGCUGCCGUGGUUACAUAAAAAUAAAGGUUCUACACAUUAACUAAGAAUAAAUUCGUAUUUACAAUGAUGGCCAAUGCUCUAACCACAAGGCUACCUUCCGCCCCUAACAUGUAUCAGAUAGAGAUGGUAUGAUGAUCACUUUUCACCACUAGUUGGGGGGGGGGGUUUUACAACUUUAUUUAAUGAUACACAGUUUAUGAAAUGGAUACACGUGUUUAUUAAUUGUCUGUAAAACGAGAUGAGUUAUUUUAGUUACUGAUCAUGAAUGUGUUUGGAUAACUGCAUUGAAGCAAACUUUAUUAAUCUGCCAAUGAAAAAUAAAGUUACAUGAAUAUGUA
This is a messenger RNA of Oncorhynchus masou masou (cherry salmon), 2317 nucleotides long. RefSeq names its product zinc finger protein 585A-like. The transcript has a single exon. The annotation marks the transcript as partial. Lineage: Eukaryota; Metazoa; Chordata; Actinopteri; Salmoniformes; Salmonidae. The record is from RefSeq and is a predicted model, not a curated record.